This is a messenger RNA of Thlaspi arvense, 906 nucleotides long. The record is from the annotation of a GenBank genome assembly. Lineage: Eukaryota; Viridiplantae; Streptophyta; Magnoliopsida; Brassicales; Brassicaceae.
AUGAUGAGUGACGCGUUUUGUUCGGACUGUAAGAGGCAAACGGAAGUUGUGUUCGAUCACUCCGCCGGAGACACGGUAUGCUCCGAGUGUGGACUUGUGCUCGAGUCUCACUCCAUCGAUGAGACCUCCGAAUGGAGAACUUUCGCUAACGAGUCUGGUGACAACGAUCCCGUCCGUGUCGGCGGACCGACUAACCCUCUUCUCGCGGACGGUGGCCUCACCACCGUCAUUUCCAAGCCCAAUGGCUCCUCCGGCGACUUUCUCUCCUCUUCUCUUGGUCGUUGGCAGAACCGUGGAUCCAACCCCGAUCGUGGACUCAUUGUUGCUUUCAAGACCAUCGCCACCAUGGCUGAUCGGUUGGGCCUUGUUGCAACCAUCAAGGAUCGAGCAAACGAGAUAUAUAAGAGAGUGGAGGAUCAGAAGUCGAGUAGAGGAAGAAAUCAGGACGCUCUUCUGGCUGCAUGUCUGUAUAUUGCUUGCCGGCAAGAGGACAAGCCACGAACAGUCAAGGAAAUCUGUUCUGUGGCCAACGGAGCCACAAAGAAAGAGAUUGGUCGUGCAAAAGAAUACAUAGUCAAACAGUUGGGGUUGGAAACAGGACAGUCGAGACGGUUUUGCUCCAAUCUUGGCAUGAGCAACCAAACCGUAAAAGCAGCUCAAGAAUCUGUGAAGAAGUCAGAGGAGUUUGAUAUUAGGAGGAGUCCCAUAUCAAUCGCAGCUGCGGUUAUCUAUAUCAUAACACAGCUUUCCGAUGACAAGAAACCGCUUAGAGAUAUAUCACUAGCAACCGGAGUUGCAGAAGGCACGAUAAGAAACUCAUACAAAGAUCUGUAUCCUCACCUUCCUAAGAUCAUACCAGCCUGGUACGCUAAAGAAGAAGACCUCAAGAAUCUCCAAAGCCCUUGA